Molecule: messenger RNA, 1327 nt
Organism: Moneuplotes crassus
Lineage: Eukaryota; Ciliophora; Spirotrichea; Euplotida; Euplotidae
Source: the annotation of a GenBank genome assembly
CUAAAAUGGAAAAAGGAGACUUUUUGGAGGAAUUUGAGAACAAAAUGCAUGAUCUCUUCCUUGACGGAACAUGCUCUUAUCAGUCAGGAUCAGAGGUUAAUAGCAAUCUUGGCAUGAAACUUAAGAUAAGUACAGAUUAUGAUACUGAUAAGAUAUCAAAAGUUGAAGAUGGAGUCUCUAUCUCCUCUUCCCAAUUCCCAAAUUUUAACAAUGAGGAUGCUUUCUCAAAGCUGAACGAGGAUAACAUAAAAGAGCCUUCAAAUCUUGAUUUCCUUGAUGAUGACAUCUUCAGAGUUCCAAAGGAAAGCAAGGAAUCCAAGAAGGAGAAAUAACAAGUUAAAAGCCAGAGAGACUCGUAAACGUAAGAAAAAUUAUAUCUCCGAGUUGGAAGAUAAGGUAACAAGCCUAGAAGUUGAGAACAACAAGCUUCGCGAUGAAAUCUGCCUUCUCCAGAAUAAGUUAUCUGCUGCUGAACUUGGAGAGGAAAAUAAGCAUUUGCUCACUAGAGUCAGAGCUCAAGAUGAGAAGUACCACGAAAAUCUGAAGGAAGGCAAAGGAAUCGGUGAAGUCCCAGAUGCACCUGAGGAAUCUAUCAUUGACUCAGGUGUCACAAAAUGCUCUCGCAAAAAGGCAUUCGUUCCUGAUCAACUCGUCUUUGGAUGUAAUCAGCCGAGGAUACAUUUUCUUGAUAAAGUUUUUGAUAUGAUCCUUGAUAAUCUCUGUUGUGAGAAAUACAAAUUUAAGCUAUUGCAUUGUGAAGACAGGAGACCAGAGUAUGAGGAAAUUAAAAAACUUGAGAAGGCUUCUAAAUACCAGAUUCAGGAGUUACUGAAGGAAAAGAGGAUUACACAAUACGAUAUCUUAAAUUCUAAGAUGAAGCUAGAUCAGAAGCAAUAUAACUUUUUUGUUCAUUACGCAAAUGAUAAAUAUAUCGAGAUGAAGACAAGAUUAAGCGAGGCAGUGAUCAAGAUUAAUGAGGCUAGAAAUACCUGCACAUAUGUCCUCUCGGAAUUAGAUGCCAUGCAUCAUAUGAUAAGAGAAAGUGAUCUUAUGCCAGCUUCUCAAUCCUCAGAUGCUGGCAAAUAUAUUGAGGAGCAAAAGUUAGGAAUAGAUAUAAAAGCUCAAGAUCUCUUUAAGUUCAAAAAGGUGCUAAAAAUGGUAGAAUUUUGAUAUGAUCCAGAGGUAGUGACUAUGUAUCCAAGCGAGUCUGUAGCUAUUCCAAAAGAUAUAACGUAUAGAACAGAGGCAUUCUUCAAUGAACCAGUAGACACCGAAACUACUGUAGUUUCUUAAAUACUAAAAAUUCGAUUCUGAAGUUGAGAUAUUA